Suillus fuscotomentosus is the source of this 783-nucleotide messenger RNA. RefSeq names its product GTP-binding protein. The transcript is spliced from 6 exons. The record is from RefSeq and is a predicted model, not a curated record. Bases 1 to 783 code for a protein of 260 amino acids. NCBI's taxonomy places the organism in Eukaryota, Fungi, Basidiomycota, Agaricomycetes, Boletales, Suillaceae.
AUGGAUCCUCUAGAGAUAAGAGAGAGAAUCGAUCGCUUUCGAAUCCUCGUGAUAGGAAGAGCCAAUGCAGGAAAAACUACCAUUCUACAGAGAGUUUGUAACACACGGGAGAAUCCAGAAAUAUAUAACAGCACCGGGAAAAAGAUCGAUGCCACAGUUUUGAUGGCUUCCACGGAGCGCGGAUUGCACAACAUCGAAAACGAAAUGGUGUUUAAAAGCAACCCGGGUUUUAUCUUUCACGAUUCUCGCGGGUUUGAAGCAGGCGGCGAAUCUGAAUUCAACAAGGUCAAGGUUUUCAUCGCAGACCGUUCUAAGGAAAUCAAAUUAAAAGAUCAACUCCACGCUAUCUGGUAUUGCAUCCCAAUGGACGAGGCAUGUAGAUCGUUCACCUCAGGCGAAGUCAAAUUUUUCUCUCAAUGCGAUACUGGAAGCAUUCCAGUGAUAGUACUGUUCACAAAAUUUGAUGCCCUCUACGAUGACGCAUAUGCCCAGCUGAAAUCGAAGGGAGCAUCGAUGAAUGAUGCUGCCGAACUAGCGCCGAAGCACGCCGAAGAGUCAUUUGCGAUUGGGUCACAAUUGAAGUUUCUAUACCACUCCAAGGAGAUUCGACACCCUCCAAAAUGUCACAUAUGCCUCCCUAACAUGGACAGGGACGACGCAGAUUGCGGGCCACUCAUCGAACGAACGGCGGGAACUCUGGAUAAUGAAGUACUUAAGCAAAUAUUUGUCUCGACUCAGCAGAGCAACUUGGAACUCUGCAUAAAAUAUGCAGUUGAGAAGUAA